UGAAAUGUAAGCCAGGCGACCAUCAUUGUUCUCAUAUCUUCGUUUAAUAAUAAAAGGGGCACGCUCCUGGUGAAGGAAAUCGACCCUGGGAUUGGAUCAAUAUCAGAUCCACGUCUUUCCACCACCGAUACCAUCUCCUCAUCUCUUCCAAGAGAGUCACCCACCGGUCAACCUCCAUCGCCAUGUCUUCGUUAGCCCUGAGCGCCGCCUCUGGCGCAAUCUUUGGUUCGGCCCUGACCGCCUCUGGGGUAUAUUCGCCUUCUGUGAUCGUCUCGCAGAUGGGCUUGACCAAUUUCCACAUGCUCAAGUCCUUCCUGGCAGCAAGCGCAUGCAGUGCGCUCAUCAUUGUUGGAGCAAACCGCUCUGGCUAUGCCAAAUUGCCUGCCCGGACAGAUUCGUCGUACGGAUGGUUUGCUCGGUAUGACGCCAACAUCAUUGGAGGACUACUUCAGGGUAUUGGCAUGACCUUGACCGGUGCAUGUUCUGGCACGGUUCUUGUUCAGAUUGCGCUUGGCAUCAAUACCGCAUUUAAUGCUGCCAUCGGUUGUGUACUUGGCGGAAUAGUGUUCGCAAAGUUCGGUCACCGACUGAAACGAGCGUGCUCGGCCCCAUCAUCUGCAGUCAGUCAAAAACAUACUGUGCAAGACACCACAGGCCUCUCCACGGCGUCGACAAUUCUCAUAUAUGAAGUUUUGAUUCUCUUCAUGAUCACUGCUGCACAGUUCCUCGCCCCAACACGAGAAUACUGGCUCAGCCCCGUUCUUGGAGGUCUUCUCAUCGGCAUCGCGCAAGCUACCAAUGUCCUUUUCCGAAAACAAACACUCGGGGUGUCCAGUGCCUGGCAAGACGUGGGACGAUAUUUCUGGAGUUUUAUUGAGGGUACCUCUGGACCUGGUCUGUCCAAUAUCGUUUUCGCAGGUGGGGUGAUCACUGGCGCCAAAGUUGUCUCGCAAUAUAUCCCGGUUGUCAUUGAGACGGGGCCUGCUGUUUCUCUCACUGCAUCGGUGGUAGGAGGUUUCGCAAUGAUUUUUGGCGCAAGGUUGGCGGGUGGUUGUACUAGUGGGCAUGGAAUCAGUGGCAUGUCGACCAUGAGUCUCAGUAGCUUCAUCACAGUUGCGAGCAUGUUUGGUGGUGGGAUAGCCACGGCAUUUCUUCUGAAAUAGAGAGCCGUUUUGCAUGGUUUUACUUGUCAAGAUUUUAGCGGCGGAAGAUAACGCCUGACAUCCUGGACGGUCAAAUACUUUGCAUCGUCCUAAUCGCU
Molecule: messenger RNA, 1261 nt
Organism: Exophiala mesophila
Lineage: Eukaryota; Fungi; Ascomycota; Eurotiomycetes; Chaetothyriales; Herpotrichiellaceae
Exons: 1
Coding region: 183-1163 (326 amino acids)
Cellular component (GO): plasma membrane
Source: RefSeq, a predicted model, not a curated record